Pochonia chlamydosporia 170 is the source of this 825-nucleotide messenger RNA. Its product is annotated as peroxisomal biogenesis factor 11 (PEX11) domain-containing protein. The record is from RefSeq and is a predicted model, not a curated record. Gene Ontology annotation, biological process: peroxisome fission. NCBI's taxonomy places the organism in Eukaryota, Fungi, Ascomycota, Sordariomycetes, Hypocreales, Clavicipitaceae. Gene Ontology annotation, cellular component: peroxisomal membrane. The transcript is spliced from 2 exons. Bases 1 to 825 code for a protein of 274 amino acids.
AUGGCCGGAUACUUUGAACAAUUCGUUGCCUUUGGCACCGACAUCGUCGGUCUCGAGCGCCUCAUGCGCUUCGUCCAAUCCAUAUUUUCCAUCCUCACAUUCUAUCCAGCUCUGAUUCCCAUGCUCCUGUCUAAUCAACCGCCUACCAUCCACAAAUCCAGUGAGCUGGCCAUGCUCGAACUCUCAGGCCACCUCAACAUGACACGCCGUGCCAUCCGGCUCUUCUGGUGCCUCGGAAGCUUUCAAUCCGGCUGGAACGCCUACUUGGCUCCCGAGAAGGGCAUCGAGACAUGGCUCUCCAUCCUGGCAGAUACUCUCUUCGGCCUCUUCGGCUUCACGGAGUCAAUCACCCUUCCCGAUCUUCUGCAUGUGAAGCACCUAUCCAUCUUUGGGUUCGACGAAGCCGUGAGAAUUGAUGGCCAGUCCCAAGGUCUGUGGCUCGCAGCGCUGGUUUGCUCGGCAUUGGGUUCAGGUAUCAGUAUCUUCCGUGCUUAUGCCCAUCGCGCUGUUCCCGAGACGGGAAGUGGCUUUGGCGCUGGCGAGGAUGAGAAGUCUGUCAAGGGCGGCGAGAAGAAGGCCAUGGCUGCCGCUGAGAAGCGGAAACAGGAGAGGGAGGCAGCAGCCAAAGAGGCGAGCCGUAAGAUGUCAGGGCUUACGAGAAAGUUUCUUGCUGAGGUGUUGGAUAUUGUUAUUCCUGCUUGGAGUUCGGGACUGGCGGAUAUCGAUCUGGGCACCGUGUCGAUUGCCAUGUUCUUCAGUACGGUUUUGACGGGCUAUGCGGUUUGGGAGAGAUGUGGUCAGGAAAUUAAUAGUCGACGUGCUUGA